Messenger RNA from Clarias gariepinus (North African catfish), 995 nucleotides. It is a transcript of the gene crip3, whose product is annotated as cysteine-rich protein 3. The record is from RefSeq and is a predicted model, not a curated record. Lineage: Eukaryota; Metazoa; Chordata; Actinopteri; Siluriformes; Clariidae. Bases 21 to 647 code for a protein of 208 amino acids. The transcript is spliced from 7 exons.
UCCAUCCUCACUGCCCUGCCAUGAGCUCGAAGUGCCCUCGAUGUGCAAAGCCAGUGUUCUUCGCGGAGAAGGUGAGCUCCCUGGGGAAGAACUGGCACCGUUUCUGUCUGAAAUGUGAACGCUGUAAUAAGAUUCUUUCUCCUGGAGGCCAUGCUGAGCAUGAUGGUUUGCCGUACUGCCACAAACCCUGCUACGGAACGCUGUUUGGUCCAAAAGGUGUGAAUAUCGGAGGGGCAGGGUCUUAUGUCUAUGACGCGCCCAAUCAGACAGCUUAUGAUGGACCUUCAGAGGUUUCACCCACAACACCAUGGUCCAACUCCCAUAUCGAGCAUCAUCAACCCAAAGUACCCUCCGCCCCAACCCGCAUGUUUUCCGGAGAGACAUCUCUGUGUCCCGGCUGUGGGAAAGCUGUUUACUUCGCGGAGAGAGUGAUGUCACUUGGUCGUAACUGGCACCGGCCGUGUCUGCGGUGCGAGAGGUGCAGGAAAACACUGACCUCUGGAGGACAUGCUGAGCACGAGGGUCGGCCGUACUGCCACGUGCCCUGCUAUGGCUACCUGUUUGGGCCUAAAGGCGUGAACAUCGGCGAGGUGGGCUGUUACGUCUACGAGCCGGAUGAGAACGGAGAGAACGAGAUACUCGGUUAACUUACAGCCAGCUGAAAUGAACACAAAGUGGUGGAAUGAUUUGAACCUCCCCGCCAACAGCCAUGUUUUUAUUUUUUAUAAAUUGAAACGAAUAAUAAUCAGCUGAAAACGUCACACUAUUUAAUAUUUUUUUAACCUUCUGUCUGCACUGUAUCAGUAAAAAACACAAAGACAUGAUGUCACACGCUUUAUCGACCUUCAUGCUUUAUAAUCACGCCAGUAUAUUUACAUUUAUUUAAGAUAAACAAUUUAAAAAAUCUGCAGUUCAGUUUGCAAAUACAUAUGAUCAGAGCUGAGUGCUCACACCACCAUGUCAUGUGAAAUUUAAUAAAAAAAAUAAAAAUAAAA